UUAAUAUGCGACUACCAACACGAGCGGUUUUACUCGCUCAUAACAAACGUGGGGUCAUAAUGUACGGAGCCAAUGUCACAGACUUUACGGGCAAACGGGCUUCACUGAGACGAGUUUGAAGGCCGGCCUUUGCUAUAAUUGAAUAUAACAGAGGAGCAUCACAUUGAGGCACGGACCUCGCCAGAGUUCUUGAGUUCCUUUUCCACGUUUGAUGGCUGUCUGCAGUUCCAUCAUGUCCACCCACAUCUGUAGGCUGUUGGAGCUGGCUUCACGCGCUUCUUGCUGUUUGGCCAUCGCAAGUCAGUCUUCUUUGCGAAGGACAAUGUUGGUUCCUCCGAGAGUGCCCGGGCUCCCGAUGCUUCACACAAGGGCCUACAGCCUUGAUUCUUUGUCCCCUGGGCCUGGUCGGCCUACGCUUAGUGCAAACUCACAACAGCCCCGUGCAGAGAGGGCGUCCCCCUCCUCACCACUCGCACACAGGAACUUGUCUGCUGUGGCUAUGAAGGGUCAAUAUCGUUCCAUGUGCUUAAAUGAUUUCUUGGAUGUCGGUGAACUUGAGGAUAAUAUACGUCAAGCUCGGGCCUGUAAAAAAGUCAGACGCUUCAUAGUGGACCCAGAUUUGGCUAAAGUGGUAGCACACCAUCUGGGGCCUGACCAAAACAGUGACAAGACUAUUCUCAUUGAAUGCAACCCAGGUCCCGGAGUGUUGACAAAGACCCUGCUCAAUUCUGGAGUUCACAAACUUGUGGCACUUGAGACAGAGAAACAUUUCUUGAACGAGCUGCGGGGAUUGGAAGCCCUUCUUGAUGGUCAGCUGGAAGUGGCUCAUUGUGACUUCUUCAGACUGGACCCGGUCUGGGGUGGAAGCAACAAGCCAUCAGUAAUGUCCACUGAUAAACUAUUCAAUGACCUGGGAAUAACAGAAACCAACUGGUCGGAUGACUUUCCAGUGAAAGUUGUGGCCAUCGUGCCGCAGAAUAAAGAACGUGCCAUUCUGCUGAAGUUAGUUUAUGCUCUAUUUGAGCGGCUGUCCUUCUACAGAUACGGAAGAAUAGAGCUCAACCUCUUUUUGAGUGAGCGGGAGUACGCGGUCAUGAUGACUCCCGCUGGCCAAAUGAGGCAUUACAGACCCCUCAGUGUCCUCUGGCAGAUGGCCUGUCAUAUUGAACUCCUACACAAGGAGCCCUGGGAGUCGUUUGUGACAUCCAAACAGAAUCUACCUCCUCCCAAAGGCCUUCUUCCCAAUGAUAACAUAUGCCUGGUUCGUUUGCGUCCACGGGCCGACUUGUUCUCUGGCGGCCUCACACCCGCAAAUGCCUCCACCCUGAUGGUGAUGGUCAAACAGUGUUUGGCAAAGAAGAAGGGGAGGCUCAUUGACAAGCUUAAUCUUUGGUCACCUGACAGUGGGAGUAAAUUGUUGUCCGCGAUGGGACUUCCACAAGAUAUCCUGACAGGUCAGCUUCAUCCUAUGCAGUAUCUUCAGCUGUUCCAGAUGAUGGACAAGAGCCAGGAGUUCACUCAGAGCUGGCUCUAUGAAGAGAUCAUGGAGAACACUGAGAAAGAGGGAUGGGGCUAAAUUACAUGUGCAUAUACUAGACAAACAGAUCAUGUCAAGUACAAAAAAUUGUAUAAUUUAUUAAUAGUGAAAUACAAAUAACAAUGAAGAUGAAACGGGGACAAGGUCAGUCCAAAAUAAAUACAGAUGGAUUUCAAAGUAUAAUUGCUCAUGGUGUGUGAACAGCAGAGUAAUGGACUCCGACUGUGUUUUAUAACGUGGUGAAAUAGAAUUCAUACAGUAUGUGUUGCUGACCUUCAUGUUUAAAAACCUUGCUCUUAAAGCCAUGUAUGUAGAAGGUCAUCGAAAGAUUUCAACUUCAUAACUACAUUUUUUUUUACUCUUUGUAAUCACUUCUGGAGGUUCUGAAGCGCUUGGUACGUUACACAUUUUAAAAAAUCUUUACUGCAAGUGCUAAAAAGCUAUAUGCUUGUUAUGUUUUGUAGACUAUUUUUUUAGUUAAACGGUUCACUUUUCCAAUGUGGCACAAUGUAUUGAGAAUUAAAUUCUAUACCAAU
Molecule: messenger RNA, 2073 nt
Organism: Syngnathus acus (greater pipefish)
Lineage: Eukaryota; Metazoa; Chordata; Actinopteri; Syngnathiformes; Syngnathidae
Gene: tfb2m
Product: transcription factor B2, mitochondrial
Exons: 10
Coding region: 212-1576 (454 amino acids)
Biological process (GO): rRNA methylation; transcription initiation at mitochondrial promoter
Cellular component (GO): mitochondrial matrix
Molecular function (GO): rRNA (adenine-N6,N6-)-dimethyltransferase activity; mitochondrial transcription factor activity
Source: RefSeq, a predicted model, not a curated record